GUGAUUAUUCUACACGGAAGUGACGGCAGAGCUACGAUGGCCGCUCACAGUUCGGUUCCGGAUUCGCUGUGAGCUGAGAAGCGGUGUUGAUGGCGACUGCUUGGACUUCUUGUGUUUUGGUGCCGAUUGGGUUCAUUUUUGUUAAGAACAGAGAGAUAUUAGCAGUAUAAAUACAGGAUCCAAGAAGUUAAUAUUGUUAAUUGACAGCUACUUGGUUAAAAACCCAGGCAGUUCGCUUGCUAGCCAACUUGCUAGAUAGCAAGCUUGGUUGCCAGCUAGCUACUUUGUAGCUCAGGAUUCCCUUCUUUCAUUUUUGCUAUUUUUUAAAAUACUUUUUAAUAUAUAUAUAUAUAGCUGAACACGUUUUCUGAGUGGCCAUAAGCCACUCUCGUGUUCGCUCUGUCUCCUGCUCGGACGUAUUCGACACGGCAGUUUGUACUUUUAGCUAGCUUGCUAAGCUAGCUACCGCUUGCGAGGUUCUGGAGGGGGUGAGGGGUCCCGGCUUUUUGGUCGGUGUCGCUGGCCUGACAGUUGAGAGUGCUGUACCCCCUCUUUGCGCCUGGUUCCUGUGUCGUUUUUGGCGUUGCUGUCGACAUGCUGAAGACCCGACAGUGUUUACUUGGGAUUCGGACUUUCCUCGGAGUGACGUCCAGAAUAUGGGGCUUCAUUUUGUAUAUUCUCAGGAAGCACCUACGAACGAUAAUCCAGUACCAAACAGUGCGUUAUGACACGCUACCUCUCUCGCCCAUCUCCAGAAACAGGCUCAGUACGGUGAAGAGGAAAAUCCUGGUUCUGGAUCUGGACGAGACACUGAUCCACUCUCACCAUGACGGGGUCCUGAGGCCCACAGUGCGGCCCGGGACACCUCCUGACUUCAUCCUAAAGGUGGUAAUAGACAAACACCCAGUCAGGUUUUUUGUACAUAAAAGACCACAUGUCGACUUUUUCCUAGAAGUGGUGAGUCAGUGGUAUGAGUUAGUGGUGUUCACUGCCAGCAUGGAGAUCUACGGCUCUGCUGUGGCCGACAAGCUGGACAACAACAGGGGAAUACUGAAACGCAGAUACUACAGACAGCACUGCACACUGGACCUGGGUAGUUAUAUAAAAGACCUGUCUGUAGUGCACAGUGAUCUGUCCAGUAUAGUCAUCUUGGACAACUCGCCCGGAGCCUACCGUAGCCAUCCAGACAAUGCAAUACCUAUAAAGUCGUGGUUCAGUGACCCUAGUGACACGGCACUACUUAAUUUGUUACCCAUGCUUGAUGCACUAAGGUUCACCUCAGACGUCCGGUCCGUCCUCAGCCGAAACCUUCACCAGCAUCGGCUCUGGUGAUAGGCCUGCUGGACCUCCACCAACAUCAGCUCUGGUGAAUUGGCCUGUUGGUGCUCUCUCUAGCAUUGGCUCUGGUGAUUGGCCAUUUGGUGCUCUCUCCAGCAUUGGCUCUGGUGUUUGGCCUGUUGGUGCUCUCGCCAGCUUCGGCUCUGGUGAUUGGCCUGCUGUACCUCCAUCAGUAUCGGCUCUGGUGAUUGGUCCACUGGGGCUCUCUCCAGUAUUGACUGUAGUGAAUGGCCCACUGGGGAUGACCAGGCCCUGCUGCUUUUAAAAAAAAACAUCUUCCCUGCUGGCUGUUGGCCCUUCUUCCCAACACUGUUGACAAUCCCAUCUCUUUUAACAAGGAGCGAGGAGAUGGGGAAGAGACAAAGCUGAAGUUGGGGUGAGAGUGAUUGUGGGAAACUGAAAACAAGUGGAGAGGCCAGCUUUAAUUUAGUAAUUUUUUUUUCCAAAAUGGAGUCUGCCUUAUAGUUCCCUGAUUCAGAGUGUACAAGCUUGAUAUGUGCAUACAUGGAUGUAUGGGGAGUAUGCCUACAUUUGUUUUUUUGUUUUCAGUGAAAUUUUUUUUUUGAGCCGUCAACAAACGAGGCAAGAAAACCCCCCAAACCAUAUGGCCCCCCUCCUUCACAUCUUUUUUUCCCCUCCAGAAACCUUAACCCUUUAUGUUCUCUCUUUCACUUGUUCUCUCUCCCUCUCUCCCUCUUAGUUAAAAGGUAUUAUUGUCUCCCUCUCUAGCACUUACCAUCUUUCUUGCAGUCUUUGACUCAUUGCAGAAGCUCUCUCACUGUCCUCAGCUAGGUUGUUGCGUCAGUUGGACUUUGAGUCACUACUAAGAGCCAUAGAGUAGCUGGACACAGCAAGGUAAAUCAGAAAUUUGGCUAAGAAGUAGAGGUGGAAGUGAAUAUGUGUCAGGUUUUUUGGAAUAUUUGGGGAAAAGGUGAAUGAAUCUGAGUAAGAGGCCUCAUUUUAUCACUUAAUUCCACGGAAAACAUGUUUUUCCUAAUUAAUUAUCUGAAUCAUCUGAAGGGCUGAGAAAGGACAAAUGUGCCCCACGAGGUAAUAGGAUGGCCAAAAAAUUGUUGAUUUUGUCAUUAGCAAAAAUAAAUUUUUUUGUUGUUGAGAAGAAUCACAGACAUCUCUUUGUUCUGGUCCACCUCAAGCCUCCAUAACCAAGGAUAUGCAGUUUUCCAACAUGCAAACUUGUCACCCACAAUAAGGAUGCUCAAUGUGUUUUUUAGUCCUUCUAUUUAAAAAAAAAAAAAACUUGCACUUCAUUAUCUUGACCUUAGUUUUUGUUUUGUUUGUCAUAGUUUUAAGUUGACUGACCCCCCUCCACCCCUCCCUCAACUUCUGCUCCCCGUCCAAUUAUAAAUCCCCCCCCUCAACCCCAAAUGCCUAUUGAACAAUCUGUCAAGAUUCCAGGCGACUUCUCUGGGUAAAGUCGCCAGGUCUAUGCGUGUUGUUACCAAUAAAACACUUGUCACUAUCA
Anguilla anguilla (European eel) is the source of this 2821-nucleotide messenger RNA. RefSeq names its product CTD nuclear envelope phosphatase 1A-like. Lineage: Eukaryota; Metazoa; Chordata; Actinopteri; Anguilliformes; Anguillidae. The coding region runs from base 595 to 1332 and encodes 245 amino acids. The transcript is spliced from 8 exons. Gene Ontology annotation, molecular function: protein serine/threonine phosphatase activity. The record is from RefSeq and is a predicted model, not a curated record.